This is a messenger RNA of Anoplophora glabripennis (Asian longhorned beetle), 695 nucleotides long. RefSeq lists its product as uncharacterized. The record is from RefSeq and is a predicted model, not a curated record. Bases 88 to 528 code for a protein of 146 amino acids. The transcript is spliced from 4 exons. NCBI's taxonomy places the organism in Eukaryota, Metazoa, Arthropoda, Insecta, Coleoptera, Cerambycidae.
GAAUUGUAGGUAACCAUAUAUAUUAUGGCACAUUAAGUUUAUCUCAGGCGUCAAUAUCGUGUAGUACAAGUUCGUUCUUCGUUAAAAAUGGCUGCAUACUAUUGGGUUGAUACAGUGGCUCGUGGAGGCAUUCCAUCCACUGCUUUGCACGGUGGUGUAGAUAUCGACGGGCAUCAAAUUUACGUUGGAAGGGCUUUUCACGAUGGUGAUUGGAUUCCGGCGAAAGUCAUUCCUGGAAAACAAGUGGCUUAUGUAGCUUACGGUGGGGACGAAAUAGCUGUAGACCAUUUCCAAGUUCUCUGUGAACAACGUUUUGAUUGGGUUCCUUCUGGUGGAGGCCAUAUUCCUCCAGGAGCUGUUGAAGGAGGUAGAACGUCAGAUGGAGAACCUUUGUACAUCGGUCGAACUCAUCAUGAAGGUUCGCUAACUGUUGGCAAAGUUCAUCCUAGUCACGGAGUUCUGUAUAUUCCAUUUGACGGAAAGGAAAUUCCUUCUCCACAUUACGAAAUCCUUGUGCUUAGACCUUAAAUUAUGUUACUUUGUCAAGAAAUAUGCCAGUAGAUGAGUAGGAACUUUUGAAAUAUGUGUUUCCGAGUUGUUUUCGUUUUUAUUUCCCUUAAAACAACCUUUAAACAGGUCGAAUAUUUUUAUCAUUAUUUAAAUAAUACGCAAAUAAACUUUUUGUUACAAAUAAA